Messenger RNA from Zootoca vivipara (common lizard), 1006 nucleotides. Its product is annotated as myelin P2 protein. Lineage: Eukaryota; Metazoa; Chordata; Lepidosauria; Squamata; Lacertidae. Gene Ontology annotation, molecular function: lipid binding. The record is from RefSeq and is a predicted model, not a curated record.
UUGAAAACACGCAAACUGCUAGUCAUACCCAUAACACCCUCCUGAAAACCAAAUAUUGUUCUCUAGUGUGGCUUUGUGCCGGAUCUUCCUUCCAGCAUAAUAACAGCAAGAUCACAUUCUAGUCCCAACUAUUCUGCUUUAUGACAAUAGUGGAGGAGUUGGUGGCAGGCGCAAUGUUGCUAGUCUUGGGACCAGCAUGAAUUGCUUGGAACAAAAUGCCCAUUGUUUGGCCUCUGACGUUGUUGCUUCGCAUUGGGUGGCCCUGAACACUACACAUCCUGGGACUCUCUUAAAAAGAUGCCAUUGAGAUGCAUGUGGCUCACACAAUCCUUCUGCCUCCUACUGAGAACUGUUCCUAUCACUUCCAUUCUUCUGAGGAAACACUGUCUAGCAAGCCCUGCAUAAUGUGCAACAAAUUUGUGGGAAGCUGGAAACUUGUCUCUAGUGAAAACUUUGAUGACUACAUGAAAGAACUGGGGGUGGGGUUGGCCACCAGAAAACUUAGCAGUUUGGCCAAGCCCAAAGUCAUCAUCAGCAUGAAGGGUGAUGAGGUAACAAUCAGAACUGAAAGUACCUUCAAAAAUACACAGAUCACUUUCAAGUUGGGGCAGGAAUUUCAAGAAACCACUGCAGAUGACAGGAAAACAAAGACUGUUGUAACCUUAGAAAAAGGUGCAUUGGUUCAAAUGCAGAAGUGGAAUGGCAAAGAAUCAACAAUAAGGAGGAAACUAGUUGAUGGGAAAAUGGUGGUGGAAUGCACCGUGAAAGGUGUCACCUGUACAAGAGUCUAUGAGAAGAUGUGAGGAAUCUCCAAGUCCCUACUCAACUGAAUCUAGUUUGUCUGAUUCACAUUAUUUCUGUGGGGAAGCGGGGGAGCUAAACAUCAUGCCCUUUCCCCUCUCAAUUCAUUUUACUAUAGAGCGUCUAAGCUGUAAACAUAGAUUUAGAAAUGGCUGUAUAAGCAAAUGUGGAAGUAUUUGUGAUUCAAUAAAUGCUUACCGCUAUC